ACAUGAUAAAUUGGGUCUCAAUGUCAAUACUAACCCUUAGCUACCACGCUCUCUACUAAUCAAUCCCAGCCGUCCAUUCCCUUGCUUUAAAACUCAGAUCUGACCAAAACUUGCUCUUCUCUUUCUCUCGCCGUUUCUCUUGCUCUUCUCUGCUCCCUUCACACGACCUCUUCAAUUAAUCGGAUCUUGCUAUCCGUACAACACAAGAUCGAUUAAGUUAUUUAAGAGAGAAUGUUUGGGAGAGCUCCAAAGAAAAGCGAUAACACGAAGUACUAUGAGAUCCUUGGAGUGUCGAAGACCGCUUCGCAAGAUGAUCUAAAGAAGGCUUACAGAAAAGCCGCCAUCAAAAACCAUCCUGAUAAGGGCGGUGAUCCUGAAAAGUUUAAAGAGUUGGCCCAAGCAUACGAGGUUCUGAGUGACCCAGAGAAACGAGAGAUCUAUGACCAAUAUGGCGAGGACGCGCUCAAAGAAGGAAUGGGUGGCGGAGGUGGUGGUCACGACCCAUUUGAUAUUUUCCAAUCCUUCUUUGGUGGAAGCCCUUUUGGUGGGGGUGGAAGCAGCAGAGGCCGAAGGCAGAGAAGGGGAGAGGAUGUGAUCCAUCCCCUCAAGGUUUCUUUGGAAGAUCUCUACAAUGGGACAUCCAAGAAGCUUUCUCUCUCUCGCAACAUAAUCUGCUCCAAGUGCAGGGGUAAAGGGUCAAAGUCAGGUGCUUCUUUGAAAUGUCCUGGGUGCCAAGGUUCUGGAAUGAAAGUCUCUAUUAGACACCUCGGCCCCUCCAUGAUCCAGCAAAUGCAGCAUCCUUGCAAUGAGUGCAAGGGUACUGGGGAGACCAUUAAUGACAAGGAUCGCUGCACACAAUGUAAGGGUGAGAAGGUUGUUCAGGAAAAGAAAGUCUUGGAAGUCAUUGUGGAGAAGGGUAUGCAAAAUGGUCAGAGGAUCACAUUCCCUGGCGAAGCUGAUGAAGCGCCAGACACCAUCACGGGGGAUAUUGUUUUUGUCCUACAACAAAAAGAGCACCCAAAAUUUAAGCGAAAGGGUGAUGACCUGUUCUUUGAGCAUACCUUAUCCCUCGUGGAAGCACUCUGUGGCUUCCACUUUGUAUUGACACAUUUAGAUGGAAGACAGCUCCUCAUCAAAUCCCAACCUGGUGAAGUUGUUAAGCCAGAUCAAUUCAAGGCUAUAAAUGAUGAGGGUAUGCCAAUGUACCAGAGACCAUUCAUGAAAGGUAAAUUGUAUAUUCAUUUCACAGUGGAGUUCCCCGACUCACUAAACCCAGAACAGUGCAAGGGCCUGGAGGCUGUGCUACCUCCCAGGUCUUCUGCACAGCUUACCGACAUGGAGCUGGAUGAGUGCGAGGAGACUACACUGCAUGAUGUGAACAUAGAGGAGGAAAUGCGUCGAAAGCAAGCACAGGCCCAAGAGGCUUAUGAUGAGGAUGACGAUAUGCAUGGUGGUGCCCAGAGGGUUCAAUGCGCGCAGCAAUGAUUAGAUAGGCUUAUGAGAUUAUUUGAGAAAAUAAAAGUUCUCAACAUUGUGGUCUGUUGUAGUUUAUUAGUGUUUAUUUCUGGUUUGGUUUGUGAAUCCGUGACUUUCGGGGAUUUGGAAGUUAAGCAAUAGCUAUAUUAAGAACAUGCUUAUUCUACGUAAUGUGGAUGGUUACUUAUAUAUACAUAAUUAUAAUUGUUGUUUGUUCCUA
Molecule: messenger RNA, 1696 nt
Organism: Prunus persica (peach)
Lineage: Eukaryota; Viridiplantae; Streptophyta; Magnoliopsida; Rosales; Rosaceae
Product: dnaJ protein homolog
Exons: 7
Coding region: 232-1485 (417 amino acids)
Biological process (GO): response to heat; protein refolding
Cellular component (GO): cytoplasm; cytosol
Molecular function (GO): Hsp70 protein binding; ATP binding
Source: RefSeq, a predicted model, not a curated record